Bufo bufo (common toad) is the source of this 6068-nucleotide messenger RNA. It is a transcript of the gene STEAP2, whose product is annotated as STEAP2 metalloreductase. Gene Ontology annotation, biological process: copper ion import. NCBI's taxonomy places the organism in Eukaryota, Metazoa, Chordata, Amphibia, Anura, Bufonidae. Gene Ontology annotation, molecular function: cupric reductase (NADH) activity; ferric-chelate reductase (NADPH) activity. Gene Ontology annotation, cellular component: endosome; plasma membrane. The coding region runs from base 226 to 1692 and encodes 488 amino acids. The transcript has 5 exons. The record is from RefSeq and is a predicted model, not a curated record.
GAGCCCCAGCCCCGGUGCCUCCUCCCAGCUCCUUCCCUCAGCAAAGCAACAGCCGCGGCGGCCGCGACAGCCAAUCAGCGGGCGCCUCGCGCGCACCGUGCCUCCUCAGCCUCCGCUGCAUUCCCUGCCUGGGUCACCGGCUCCGGGACCGUGAAGAGGCCGCCAUGUCCCCGCAGUGCCCCGGUCACACAGUUGCAAACACAUAAAAGGCCUAUCUCCUGAGCGAUGGAAUCCAUCACCAUGAUGGGAAGUCCCAAGAACGUGAACGAGUCCUUCCUACCAAAUGGAACAAAUGGCAUAAAGGAAGACAAAACCACCAUAGGGAUCCUGGGAAGUGGAGACUUUGCCAAGUCAUUGACCAUACGGCUUAUAAGAUGCGGCUAUCACGUGGUUAUCGGAAGCCGAGAGCCCAAGUGCGCUGCCGACUUCUUCCCUCACGUGGUAGACGUGACUCACCACGAAGACGCCAUUUUGAAAGCAAACAUUAUAUUUGUAGCAAUACACCGAGAACAUUACUCAUCCUUGUGGGACCUGAAGCAUUUGCUCAGUGGGAAAAUCCUGGUGGACGUCAGCAAUAACAUGAGAGUGGAUCAGUACCCCGAGUCCAAUGCUGAGUAUUUGUCGUCACUCCUCCCUGACUGCUACGUGGUCAAAGGAUUCAAUGUGGUUUCUGCAUGGACUCUGCAGUUAGGCCCGAAAGACGCCAGCAGCCAAGUCUAUAUUUGCAGCAAUAACGUCCAGGCUCGGCAUCACGUUAUCGAACUCGCUCGCCAGAUGAAUUUCAUCCCAAUUGACAUGGGGGCGUUAUCGUCAUCCAGAGAGAUCGAGAACCUGCCUCUGCGCCUCUUCACCCCCUGGAAGGGCCCGGUGGUCAUCGCCAUCAGCCUGGCUACUUUCUUCUUCGUCUAUUCUUUCAUCCGAGACAUUAUUCAUCCGUACUUUAAAAACCAGCAGAGUGACUUCUACAAGAUCCCCAUCGAGAUCGUCAAUAAGACUUUGCCUGUGGUCGCCAUCACUCUGCUGUCCUUGGUGUACCUGGCCGGGCUCCUGGCGGCCGCUCACCAGCUGUACUAUGGCACAAAGUAUAGACGGUUCCCCCCCUGGCUGGAGAAUUGGCUCCAGUGUAGAAAACAGCUGGGUCUCCUCAGCUUCUUCUUUGCGGUCGUGCAUGUUGUGUACAGCAUGUGCCUGCCCAUGAGGAGGUCGGAGCGCUACUCCUUCCUCAAUACGGCGUAUCAGCAGGUUCACGGUAAUGUGGGGAACUCCUGGAAUGAAGAAGAAGUGUGGAGAGUGGAAAUGUAUAUCUCCUUUGGUAUAAUGAGCCUGGGCCUCCUCUCCUUGCUGGCCGUCACCUCCAUCCCGUCUGUCAAUAGUGCCUUAAACUGGCGGGAGUUCAGCUUCAUUCAGUCCACUCUUGGAUACGUCGCCUUGUUGAUCAGCAUCUUCCAUGUUUUGAUAUACGGCUGGAAGAGGGCCUUCGAAGAAGAGUAUUACCGCUUUUACACCCCUCCAAACUUUGUCUUAGCGCUAAUCCUGCCCACAAUAGUAAUCCUUGGAAAGAUCGUGUUACUCUGCCCGUGCGUCAGCAAAAAGUUACGACGGAUUAAAAGAGGCUGGGAGAAGAGUCACUUCAAGGUGAAUCCGAGCAGCACCGCGGCACACAUAUCUCCUGAGAGAGUGACGGUGAUGUGACGAGACACGUACUUCUUAUACCGUCAGCCAGCAGGGGGCAUAAAGAUAGUAGGAAAUAAUGCAGCAGACAUUGCUACUGUUCCCUCAUUUUUGUAUUCAUCCAUACCAGCUAUAGUUAAAGGGAGGCUGUCAGCAGUUUUGACCAUGUUCAAUAGCUGACAGAGGAGAGCAGGGCAAACAGAACUUUUGCGAAGCAUUUAUGACAAGGGGUAGUGUAAAUAUGAAGUUUUCUGCUCCUGCAAGUGUGGAGGGGGUGGAGCUUUACAGCCCCUCCCCUCUGCUGUGAGUGACAGCUGUAGCAUCCAAACAGGAGACCAGUCUAUCUGUCAUCCAGCAGAGGGGAGGAGCAGUGAAAGAGCUCAAUGCAGAGAGCGCUUCACAGUGAAACUCCUAGAGACUUGUAGGAGCAGAAUCUGGCAGAAUAAAAUGUAAUAUUCCCCCUACUCCUGAUGAGAAAAGCUCCGCAAAAGGCAUAUUUGUCCUGCUUCCCCCACCACUACCUAGUGCUGCCAGCAGUUUAGCAUAGUCAGAACUGCUGACAGAAUCCAUUUAAAGAGUUCCUCAUGUAUUGGAAGCAGUGAUUUCAUGUGAUCCAUUAAUGUACAGAUGUAGCAGAGCUGAAUAUUUAAAUGAUUGGAGCUACUUAGGACCCAUUGUGAGAGGGGGCCCAGCACUGAACUGCUACUUCUAAUUACCAACUUGCUUAUACCGUUUUUGCAGCCACUAGGGGGAGCUUACUGCAAAGACAUUGUACAGGUCUCAUUUAGGUGGCGACAUGUGGCCCAACAUGAAGAUUGCGAUGUUGCACUGCGGCAAUGGGGUCGCAGUGUGACACACGACAUGCAGGGACUGAGACACAGCAAUUGCAAAAAAAAAUUCAACACAGUUCGAAUUUUCAUUGCAAGUCUCAUGUGACUCUCAUAGACCAAAGGGCAAGUUGCAUACGACUGCGAAUCGCCUGCAACUUUUCUACAGAUAGGCUGUCUAUUUUACAACCGAGUCACAGCUCUAAAAUAGUCGCAUGGCAGCAAGUUGUAGACAAGUCGGCCAAAUGUUUUUGGUUGCGUGACUUUUCAGAGAUAAAGAUUCAAUACAAGCAAAACAAAUUCAUAUGCGUUGAGCUCCCCCUAGUGGCGCCUGUGGCCAACAAGAGAUUCAUCACUGAAAGGGGUUGUCAUGAAGACAACUUUUGUCCAUAUGGCCUAUUAGGGCAUAUGGACAUCAUAGAGACCUCAUGUGACCCUUUUCUAUGGGCCAGAAUGGAGAAUCCAGCUGUACAAGCAGCUCCAAUUCUGGUGGACUCGAGAUGUCCUUGUGUUACAACGGGGCUCACCAUCUAAGUUCCCUAUCAGUAUGUCUAUGGAGUGUGGGAGGAAACCGGAGAACCCGAGAGAAACCCACGCAAACACGGGGAGAACAUACAAACUCUGUGCACAUGUUGUCCUUGGUCAGAUUUGAAUCCAGGUCUGUAGCGCUGUAGUGCUAACCACUGAGCCGCCGUGCUGUCCUCUAAAUGGCUACCGAGCAAUCUUACAUUUCCCCUGCAGAAAUGCCAGGUGAACCCGACAGUGGUCGGCUGAUCACCCCUGGGGGGGCUGCAAUGUGUCCCUGAUGAGACAGCCCCUUUAAUUCUAGGACUGUGUGAGGGAGUUAGGUCAUUUGGAGCUCUAUGUCUGAAAAUCAGACCUGUAACCCUAUAAAGAUGUUAGAAAAUCACAGUGGACCUUAAUAUGAAUAGAACGGUCGUACAUUUGCUGGAGCUGGUGGGUUGGGCCCAUUCUGAGUUGUUUUAUGUGUGUGGUCAUGAGCCCUUAGGAUUAUUCCACUGCUGUUGACUGACCCACAUGGCGGGUUGCUAACUGGGGCCAUAUAUUGGGAUGUUCAUCAUGCAUAAAGCAUAAGUAAAGCCUCAGACAGUGGAAGGCGGCUGGUAUAGCUUUGUAUUAGCUACACGUUCAUGCCUCAUCGAUGAAGGCAUCUGGGUAACUCAGCUCUGCUACAUCUGGUAUUUUGCCAACGUAUAGACUGUGUCCUCUUUAAUUGUGGUUCAUGGCCCCCACGGUGAUGUUACUAGUGCAAUAUUAGAUUCAGAUUCCUGAUGCAUCCUCUAUAGGAAUGAAUGGGAAAGGUCCGCUACUAGUAAGGUACAGUAUUCUGUAUGUAUGUAUGUACUUUUUAAUUCAUUUCUAUGGAGUUGUUCUAGACCAGAGGCCUAAACCCAUAGGAUCACUGCCUCCUUUGUAUAUAAGAAACGGCCCAGUCUUUAGUCCCAGCUUAAAAUGUAGAAAUACCCAGUGCGUUCCGUCAACUGUGCGCACAGAAAAUGUGUCUGAUAUAGAUUUGCAACACUGGACAAAAAGAACGUGCAGUGGAGCCCUCUGGUGGCAGCGCCGAUACUGUACCUUUGCAUCUGCAGUUCUAAAGCCAAGAUGUCAUCAUCCGCGUAUUACCACAGUCCUGUGUAGUAUAGAGUUUCCAUAACGGCGUCAUCAUGUGGCAAUAACAUUUUAACAGAUCACCCCCCCCCACCCACCCACCCACUUCCCAAAAUAAAAAAUGCACUCGUAAAUAUGGAUCCCAGUCGUCCUAUUCCAUGAAAUUGGAAAUGUUCAGCCCUUUUUUAGUUAUAUCUAUUAGGAUGCAUUUACGCAAGAUGUUUUAUGACCAUGCGGGCAAAAAACAUAUGGUAACUCUUUCCUGUUAUUUUAAUAAACAGAGGUGCGUCUUAUAGGCCAAAAAAUACGGUACAUGAAAAGAGGCGAUUCGCCUAUACAAGUCACACGGGCGAAAACCGCAUUGAAAAACUGCGGAAAUUCACAAGAGGCCAGACAGGGAAACCUGUGCAGGGCGUCCCUCUCCAGAGAUUGGACCCGUGGGUUAUUGGAAGAAAACAGGGGGUGGCCAACAAGCACCACGUCCUCCGCUCCCAGGUGGUGUGGGUGUAGAAGCACUAGAAGGAGACCCCCGACCUCUGCGUAUAUCCAGAAAUUUGCCAGAAGAUAAGAAUUGGAGGACUCUCCACUAUAUUUAAUGGUGAUUUUUUUAUUUUAUUUUUUGGGGGGGGGGGAUAUUCAGGACUUUUCUGUGUUUUCGUGCAGUGUUAAACCUCUUAUAUGGUGUUACAGGGAUUUCAGUAUCAAAGUGUACAGUGUUUUGUAUUUGCAGUAAUUCAUCGGAACAUCCGCUUUCUAGUGACGUUGGGUUUUUCAUUUUUAUAAGAAAUUUAAAUCUCUCUUAGGAAAAGUAAUGUAAAAUGCAGACCAUGAGCUAAAAAAUGGUAGAGGGGUUUUUACCACCAUAGACAUUUACAGUAUAUUCACAGGAUUUGCCGCACUUUUUAGGUUAGAGUGGAGCUCAACUGCUAAGGCUGUGUUCACAUCAUGUUUUUGUCCCAUGUUUAACGUAUACAUAUGACCAGCCCCUAAGGGUGCCACUUGUCCGGAGAAAUCGGGGUCCCUUGACCAGAGGUUGGUGUCACCCCAGGUCCUGGAGUCUAAGGUGGCUCAUAAGGUCCGUUUUCCCAGACCAGUAAUUUGAAAGUCGUUGGCAGUUGAUAGUCCUGUUACAGAUUUUGGAUUGUAGCCCAAUUAAAGGGUUAUUUCCGAGUUUAAAAAUUGGUCCAAAAAGGGGAAUGGCAUAAAAUAACAAAGUACCUAUUAGUCACCUGAUAAAUCCCCUAGCGUUCCAGCACCACCCGCUAUGCAGCUCCUCGCUCCCCUUUGUUAAAGUAGCUGCAGGGAUGGCAUACCGAAAUACUGACCUGACCGCUGCAGCCAAUCAUUGGUAUGAAAGUCAGCGAUUGGCUGCAGCGAUCACAUGGGUAUGCAAACUUGUCAUCUUUGCGGUCAAGCAAAAAAAGACCGGGACCACCAGAGCAUUAGUGCUUGAAUAGCGGGGAAUUUAUCAGAGGAGUAAUAGGUCAUUUUACAUCAUUUCUCCGCCUCCUUUCCAACAUUUUUUUUUCAACUUGGAAGCCCCCUUUAAGCCUCUGUCCUUGGUGCUAUCUUUCACAUCUAGACAGUGAAUGGCCAGAUAGCUACUGUAUGUGUAUCUGCAGCAGUCUCCAUUUAAGUCUAUGGGAGUUAUGGAAACAACUGAGCAAGCUUGGCCUGACUGUCUCCAUAACUCCCAUAGACUUGAAUGCAGAGCGCCCCACCUCGGCUGCAGUCUCCUCUCAGGCGACGGAACACCCGAUAAAUGUCUAUGGUAGGGGAACCCCUUGUGUCCCGUUGCACCAUCACAUGGAUAUUCAUUCUGCACGUGUGCCAAUACAUACUGUUACAGUAGUUCAUAUAGAUGUAGAGAAAUGUAGGCAUCAGGCGCAGGCCGACCUUCUCCUGUUUGUAUUGAUUUCCUUAAUAAAACAAUAAUUUGUG